Molecule: messenger RNA, 3271 nt
Organism: Gadus morhua (Atlantic cod)
Lineage: Eukaryota; Metazoa; Chordata; Actinopteri; Gadiformes; Gadidae
Gene: myo1ha
Product: myosin IHa
Exons: 31
Coding region: 7-3078 (1023 amino acids)
Biological process (GO): actin filament-based movement; endocytosis; actin filament organization
Cellular component (GO): myosin complex; cytoplasm; microvillus
Molecular function (GO): microfilament motor activity; ATP binding; actin filament binding
Source: RefSeq, a predicted model, not a curated record
CUGAACAUGGAGGGGGCGCUGGUCGCCCGGGAUAAGGUUGGCAUCCAGGACUUCGUUCUCCUGGACGAGACCACGGAGACGGCCUUCAUGGAGAACCUGAAGAAGCGCUUCGAUAAGGACCUCAUCUACACCUACAUCGGCGCCCUGGUCGUGUCGGUGAACCCCUACAAGGACCUCGACAUUUACAACUCCAACCAGAUGGAUCUUUACAUGGGGGUCAACUUCUUCGAACUGCCCCCACACAUCUUCGCCCUGGCGGACACGGUGUACCACGCCAUGAUGCUGGAGCUCAACAACCACUUCAUCCUGAUCUCCGGGGAGAGUGGCGCGGGGAAGACGGAGGCCUCCAAGAAGAUCCUGCAGUACUACGCCGCGUGCUCCCCCGAGACCGACCUGCUCACCUCCGUCAGGGACAAGAUGCUCAUGUCCAACCCCGUCCUGGAGGCCUUCGGCAACGCCAAGACUCUGAAGAACGACAACUCCAGUCGCUUUGGGAAGUACAUGGACAUCCAGUUCAACAGCGAGGGAGAGGCGCUGGGCGGACACAUCCUCAACUACCUACUGGAGAAGUCCCGGGUGGUGCAUCAGAACCAUGGAGAGAGGAACUUCCACAUCUUCUACCAGCUGGUGGAGGGCGGGGAGGAAGACCUUCUGCACCAACUUGGUCUUGAGAGAGACUGCCUGUACUACAACUAUCUCACGCAGGGUGAAUGUGCCAUUAUGUCCUCCAUCAACGACAAGAAUGACUGGAAGACGGUGAAGAAUGCCCUGAAGGUCAUAGAGGUCAGCGAGAGUGACCGGACGGACUUGUUUGGAGUGGUCGCGAGCGUCCUUCACCUAGGGAACGUGGAGUUUGACCCGGACAGCCGAGGGAACGCCAGCCUGGACAACAACACUGAGCUGCGCUGGGUCUCCACGCUGCUGGGGGUGAACGCACAGACCCUGCAGGAGGGUCUCACCUAUCGGAAGAUCAGAGCCCAGCAGGAUCAGGUUCUAAGCCCGUUUAACAUCGACCACGCUAUCUACGUGAGGGACGCCCUGGCCAAGGCCAUGUACGGUCGCACCUUCACCUGGUUGGUCCGGCAGAUCAACGAGUCCAUGGAGAACAAGGACGACACAAUGAAGAUGGUUAUAGGAUUAUUGGACAUAUAUGGGUUUGAGGUGUUCUAUGUAAAUAGUUUCGAACAGUUCUGUAUAAACUACUGCAAUGAGAAGCUGCAGCAGCUCUUCAUCCAGCUCACACUCAAGUCUGAGCAGGAGGAGUACGAGGCCGAGGGCAUCGAGUGGGAGGCCGUCCAGUUCUUCAACAACAAGAUCAUUUGUGACCUGGUGGAGGAGAGACACAGAGGCAUCAUCUCCAUACUGGACGAGGAGUGCCUCCGACCGGGCGACGCUACAGACCUGACCUUCCUGGAGAGACUGGAGGAGAAGAUGGGAGACCACCCCCACUUCGUCACGCACCGGCUGGCCGACAUCACGACCCGGAAGACCCUCGACCGGGGAGACUUCCGCCUGCUGCACUACGCCGGGGAGGUCACCUACUGCGUCGUGGGGUUCCUGGACAAGAACAACGACCUGCUGUACAAGAACAUCAAGGACCUGAUGGGCCAGUCGAAGAACGCCAUCGUCAGGGAGGUGUUCUGCAACGCAGACGCAGACAGCCGCCGCAGGCCGGAGACGGUGGCCACCCAGUUCAAGAGCAGCCUCCUGAAGCUGACCGAGAGCCUCCUGGCUAAGGACGCCUGGUACGUCCGCUGCCUCAAAUCCAACGAGUCCAAGAAGCCAGGCGUGCUGGACGAGGCGCUGGUCCGCCACCAGGUGAAGUACCUGGGUCUGAUGGAGCACCUGAGGGUUCGGCGGGCCGGCUUCGCUUACCGCCGGCGCUACGAAGUCUUCCUACAGAGGUACAAGGCCCUGUGUCCGGCCACCUGGCCUCACUGGUUGGGGCUGCCCAUGGACGGCGUGCAGGUGCUGGUCCAACACCUGGGCUACAUGCCCUACGAGUACAAGAUGGGACGAACCAAGAUCUUCAUCCGUCAUCCCAAGACUCUGUACGCCACGGAGGACGCCUUCGAAAGGUGUAAGCAUGAGCUAGCCACAAAGCUCCAGGGCAAAUACCGAGGCUACAAGGCCAAAGGAGAGCUGAAGAAGAGGAAGGAAAACGCAUUCCAGAUGGACGUGGCCUGGAAGGCAGCUCAGGCCAGGAAGGAGGUGGAGAGACGGGAUUGGGCGGUGAAGGUCAUUAAGAAAUUCAUCAACGGUUUUAUCAAUAGAGGUGACGCCAGGUCCACGGACAACUCAGAAUACCUGGCCUUCGUGAGACAGAGCUACCUGAACCGCCUCAAGCUCAAGCUGCCCCAAACGGUCCUGGAUAAGACCACCUGGCUCACCCCACCGUCGGUGUGCCAGGAGGCCUCGGAGUUGCUGCGCAAAGUCUACUAUCGGCUCAUGGUGAGGAAGUACGUGAGAGGGAUCUCCCAGCAGAAGAAAGGACAGCUGCAGAUGAAGGUGGUUACCAGUGCUAUCUUCAAGGGCAAGAAGGACAGUUAUCCGCAGAGCAUCACUCGGUCGUUCCUGGACACCAGGAUCGGUGAAGCCGACAUCAACCCGAAAGUCCUGCAGAUGAUUCGUAACGAGCGUGUAAAGUACAGCGUGCCGGUGGUGAAGUACGACAGGAAGGGCUUCAAGCCGCGGCCGCGGCAGAUCCUCCUGACCACCAGUGCCGCCUACCUGGUGGAGGAGGCCAAGAUCAAGCAGAGGGUCCUCUACACGUCUCUGAAAGGAAUCUCGGUCAGCAACCUCACUGAUGACAUCGUCGUGCUGCACAUCACCUGUGAAGACGCCAAGCAGAAGGGGGAUCUGGUGUUCCAGUGUGACCACCUCUUUGAGUUCCUGACCAAACUCAGCAUGCUGGCCAACAAACAAAAUGCCUUCCAAGUAGUGAAGGGCAGCAUCACGAUUGAAAUCCAGUCGGGGAAGCAGGGAGCGGUGGACUUCACCACGGGCCCGGAGCCCCUCGUGUACAAGGACAAGAACGGACACCUGAUGGUGGUUUCCACCAGAGUGCGGACAAGGUGAUCAGGGAAAGAUCAGGUCUGAAGCACAGGAAACCCUCUGCAUAUUUCAUCAGGAGAGGGAGAUGAGAAGGAGAGGAGCAGCUGGUUUGCAGACCACCAACCCGUGCUGCCUACAUUACCCACAAUGCAUCUGUGCUGCAUCUACAGCACAGCCCAAUCCCUGGGUUCAUGUACUGCGAUAUGGUGGCUGGUGG